UUAAGUACACAAAACACCUCCAUCAUUCACGAGACUCAGAAACCAAGAGAGAGAGAGUGGAAUUUUGUGGCUAUUUACAGGUAAUAAUAUGACCUCCAAUGAGAGGAAACUCCACUCUCCAAGUCUGCAACUUUAAAAACUUGCAUACCUAUUUCUCAUUUCUCAUUUCUCUCUCUAUCUUUUGAUUUUUUUUGUUUUUUGGUUUUUCUUCUUUAUUCUUGCACUUCGUGCUCAUGGAAACUAGCACCACUGCUGCUUCUGCAGCACCUGGUAGGCCACUCGGCGACCAUACCCUUAAACACCAUCAUUUUCAUUCUCCUCAGCAACACCAGAACAGUAUCAGAAUUUCCUCAACUUCCAUUCUUAUAAUUAUCUUAUCAAUCAUCUCUGUUAUUGUACUACUUGCAAUCUUACUAAUUAUAGUCAUGCUUAGAAGACUCAAAUCUGCUAAAAACACAAGCAGCUCCGUUAAAGACAACUGCAGCAUUAACAACGCUAGUUGCAGGUUCAUUGCUCACAGCACCAUAACUUUCACUUCUAGCCCAGAUGUGAAGGGAGGCUGCCUGUAUGGAAGCAAUUUGAGUCAAAAACCACCAAGAAAAUACAAAGGAGUUCAAGUUUUCACAUACAAAGAGCUUGAAGUGGCAACAGAAAGAUUUAGUGAAGCAAAUGUGAUCGGCAAUGGAGGUUAUGGAGUGGUGUAUAAAGGUAUUCUAGCAGAUGGUACAGUUGCUGCCGUUAAGAUGCUACGUAGAGAAGGAAAGCAAGGUGAACGUGCCUUUAGGAUAGAGGUAGACUUGCUCAGCAGGUUGCACUCACCUUACUUGGUGGAACUACUAGGCUAUUGUGCUGACCAGCACCAUAGAUUGCUAAUAUUUGAAUUCAUGCCUAAUGGUACUCUGCAAAACCAUCUCCAUCAUAAGCAAUAUCAACCGUUGGAUUGGGAGACCCGGUUACGUAUAGCCCUUGAUUGUGCUAAGGCACUAGAGUUUCUCCAUGAACAUACAAUCCCAGCAGUCAUACACCGUGACUUUAAAUGCAGCAACAUUCUACUUGAUCAAAAUUUUCGUGCCAAAGUUUCAGAUUUUGGAUUUGCUAAGAUGGGUUCUUACAAGAUCAACGGUCAGACAUCGACACGUGUGCUAGGGACCACUGGUUAUCUUGCACCAGAAUUUUCUUUUUCUGGUCGUGAACUUAGGUAUGCUUCAACAGGUAUGCUUACGACAAAAUCAGAUGUAUAUAGCUAUGGUGUUGUUCUUUUACAGCUGUUAACUGGCCGGAUUCCGGUGGAUACCAAACGGCCUACUGGGGAACAUGUACUUGUCUCUUGGGCUCUUCCAAGAUUAACUAACAGAGAGAAAGUAGCAGAAAUGGUUGACCCAGUUCUUAAAGGCAACUACUCAAAGAAAGAUUUAAUUCAGGUAGCUGCCAUUGCUGCCAUGUGUGUGCAACCAGAAGCAGAUUACAGGCCUUUAAUGACAGAUGUGGUGCAAUCACUGAUUCCUCUGAUCAAGAACCUUUCUUCACUGCCCUCCUCUGCUUCCUCCAGAUUUUAGAGUCAAAUAAUUAAGUUCCAGGUCAAUUAGGGACAGUUCAGACAUUGUAGAAAUGUGUUUCACUUUGUGCUAGUUCAUCUCAUGUUGUCAGGUUGAUAUUUCUUUCCAUUUUUUUUUAAAAUAAGGUUUUUGAAGAAUAUGUGAGCCACCAUGCAAUAUUUUUGGUUUCCUUUGUGGGGUCACUUCUAUUGACAAUCCAUUCUUUCAUUUC
Messenger RNA from Jatropha curcas, 1767 nucleotides. Its product is annotated as Protein kinase superfamily protein. The record is from RefSeq and is a predicted model, not a curated record. Lineage: Eukaryota; Viridiplantae; Streptophyta; Magnoliopsida; Malpighiales; Euphorbiaceae. Gene Ontology annotation, molecular function: protein kinase activity; ATP binding. Gene Ontology annotation, biological process: protein phosphorylation.